Messenger RNA from Symbiodinium sp. CCMP2456, 578 nucleotides. The record is from the annotation of a GenBank genome assembly. Lineage: Eukaryota; Dinophyceae; Suessiales; Symbiodiniaceae.
AUGGCGCAUCCAUCAGAAAACGAUGCGUUGGCCUUGCAGUUUUCGAAGCCCAGGAUUGUCUGCUCUUGCUUGGAUGCUCUUUGUGAACUAUGGGAUGACGCAGUGAAGGCCAUGAGCUAUGUGGUCGACACUGUCAAUGCUGCGCUUCUGACCGAUGCUGGGUGGAUUCUCUCCACCAGCGCUAUUGUGAGUGCUUUGUCUCCGCUUGCAUGCCCGAACAGCCACGGCGUCCUGUUGGGUUCUGUUGCUUUGAGUUUUCAGUUUUCGACUUCGCUGGCGUGCUUCGCUGCCGGGAUUACCUGCAUCAGCUGUGUGGUUAUUGGCUCGGAGGCCAAUUCCUACACGAGGGAAGAGCAGAAGAUUACCAGGCUUCCCUACAAAGUUCUGCUUCUCUCAUCCCUGUGCCAGCUGUGCUUCUUGGGCUUUCCAAGCCAUUUGCAGCUGCUGGCCCUCCAAAUUCCCACUGCUUCGCCGCUCCUGAGCCUCCGCUGUUUCCAGGACCUUCUCAUACUUCCACUUUGGCUGCGGGCUUUGGGUCACAUCAGCGGCCACAGCUCCUCCGUGGCGCAAUGGACCAG